GAUGCAUUCAAAACCAGCGUGAAUCUUGUCGCUCGUGUGGCAAACAGCAGAAUUUUACGUCUUUUUCAAUUUACCACACUUCAUUAAAAACGGAUUUGCUUGUGGAUUCCCUAAAGACUGGGAACUGUUAAGAAGAAAGUGGAUCAUGUUUUUAAAAGCAGGUCUGCCUGCACAAAUUGCAUCUAAGUUCAAAUGUGGAAUGCCACAGUUUUGGCAUAAAGUUUUAGAUAUGUGGAUUGUCUACACUGACAGUAUUGAAGGCUGUGAAAAGCAACAGAGUACAAAGUGCAGGUGACAAGAAAAAAUAUGAAAUGAACAAUCCGGAGGCAGUACCACCAAAAAGCAUAAGAAAUGCAGUCAACUCAAAACAAAAGAAAGAAUUAGCUGACAGAAAUGGAAAGAAAAAUUCAGAAAGGAGAGUUCUAAAGAGUAGAAACAAACACAUCAAUGAACAAAAAGAACAUUGUAAUGCCAUAAUAUAUGAGAACAAGAAUGAUGGUGUUGGUAAAAAUGAAGUUUCUUGUAGUAUUCAAUCAAGUAAUAACAUAAAUUAUGGGAAAUUAAAGCCAAAUACUACAGUCUCAGUACUAGGCAAAGAUAGUAAAGAAUCCACCAAUGAUGAAAAUAGUAAGUGCACCACCAAGAAAACUGAAAAUAUGAAAACAAGUGAUAUGAGCAAUGAUUUUACAAAGAAGAAGUUCUGCAAUAUGUUCAACUGAAGACAAAAAAUGACAAAGCUGUCAAAAAGAAAAAUGCAGAGUUUAUUCAUACCUCAACAGAAUAUCAGGCUGUAAAUGAUGUAUAUGCAGCACUUCUAAAGGGAGAACCAAUCACAAAACAUGUAAUAUUGAAAUCAAUUAAUUUUGUCAGUGAUAGUUCAUCUGAAUAUCUUGACUGA
Molecule: messenger RNA, 898 nt
Organism: Schistocerca nitens (vagrant locust)
Lineage: Eukaryota; Metazoa; Arthropoda; Insecta; Orthoptera; Acrididae
Exons: 6
Coding region: 312-719 (135 amino acids)
Source: RefSeq, a predicted model, not a curated record